AUGACAAAGAAUAGAAUUCGAAUAGUAGUGUGCGGUGAUAAUGGUGUUGGAAAGACCAGCUUGAUAGCCUGUUUGGUGAAAGAUCAGUUUCUUCCUUGGUUACAGGAUGUUCUGCCCCCGAUUACAAUCCCAAAGGACUUUUCGAGCAGUCGUUACUCACCAGAAAAUACAGUUGUUGUUGAUACGACAAAUUCGGACUUGGUUACGCUGCAUAAGGAAUUAAAGAAUGCAGAUGUUAUCUGGUUAGUGUAUUGUGAUCAUGAUUCAUAUGAGCGAAUUGCUCUUUAUUGGAUGAUGAUGUUCAGAUCUUUAGGUGUCAAUUUACCUGUUGUCCUUUGUAGAAAUAAAUGUGACGAUGAAGCAGAAAUGUUACUUUCAAGCUCAAACUAUAUGGAUUCAGAUGACGAUCAACUAGAUAACAAGAUAGAAGAUGAAGAAUUUAUUCCUAUUUUGAGAGAAUUUAAAGAGGUUGAAACGUGUAUUAAAACUAGUGCGAAGUUCAAAGUGAACGUAAACCAGGCGUUUUACCUUUGUCAAAGAACAAUCACUAAUCCAGUGGCUCCAUUAUUUGAUGCCAGGAUUGGUGAAUUGAAACCCUUAGGCGUAUUAGCCUUGAAAAGAGUUUUCAUGCUUUCAGAUAUGGAUCAAGAUGGGUUUUUAAAUGAUGAUGAAAUUACUAAACUUCAGAAAAAAUGUUUUUCAAAGACCAUUGAUGUUAAUGAGCUACAGUUCCUCAAGGAUACGUUAAUUAAUAUAUCGUCACCAAAUCAGGAAUAUGAGGACUAUGUGUUGUAUGUGCCAGGUAGAGGAUUCACCAAAGAUGGGUUUUUAGUUUUGAAUAAAAUAUAUGCGGAGAAGGGACGCCAUGAAACUACGUGGAGUAUUCUAAGAGCUUUCCACUACACAGAUACAUUAACUAUAAAUGAAAAAAUACUGCAUCCUAAACUUGAUAUCCCACAAAGUUCAAGUGUAGAACUAAGUCCUCUUGGGUACAGGUUUUUUGUUGAUAUGUUUUUGAAAUAUGAUAGGGAUAACGAUGGUGGUUUGAAUAAUGAUGAAUUACAUUUGCUGUUUAAGACUACUCCAGGACUGCCACGGCUUUGGAUAGAAACAAAUUUUCCGUUUUCCACAGUUGUAAACAAUUCAGCCUGUAUUACAUUGCAAGGUUGGUUGGCCUUAUGGUCUAUGACAACAUUCAUAGAUUAUUCAGUAACAACCGAAUAUCUUGUGUACUUAGGAUUUGAUAAAGAUGCAAAAGAUGCAAUACAAAUUACGAAACCGAGAAAAAAGAGAAGAAGGAAUGGAGUAUUUUACAGAGCUCCGGUCACUGAUCGUAAGGUUUUAAAUUGCUUCAUUUUGGGGAAAGGUAAUAGUGGCAAAAGCUCCCUCUUAGAAUCUUUCUUAGGAAGAAGCUUUUCGGAAGCAUACUCUCCAACUAUACGGCCAAAAGUAGCCGUUAACAGUUUAGAGCUUAAAGGUGGAAAGCAAUACUAUCUUAUUUUACAGGAGCUAGGAGAGCAAGAGACACCGAUCCUGGAAAAUAGAGAUAAAAUGAAUGAAUGCGAUGUCCUAUGUCUAUGUUACGAUUCUAGUGAUCCAGAGUCUUUUUCGUAUAUCGUGAAUUUAAUUAAUAAAUUCGGAUAUCUUAAAGAAUUACCCAUAGUAUUUGUGGCGCUCAAGGCUGAUUUGGAUAAACAGCAGCAAAGAUGUAGUAUUCAACCCGAUGAUUUCGCAGAUCAAUUGUUUAUCGAUCACCCCUUGCAUAUAUCUUCGACAUGGCCUAGUUCUCUUAAUGAAUUAUUUAUCAAGCUAACGGAAACAGCAUUAGAACCUAUAACAAGCACAGCAGGACUAGGUCCAGCCGUUUUAACAAAAGACAUUGAUUAUCGACAAAGUGUCGUUGCCAUCAGUUCUGUAAUCGGUUUUGCUUCGUUAUUCACUUUUACGGCAUUAAAGAUAUAUAGUAGUUUUAAAAAUAACAAUUAA
This is a messenger RNA of Kluyveromyces marxianus DMKU3-1042, 1986 nucleotides long. It is a transcript of the gene GEM1, whose product is annotated as ERMES complex Ca(2+)-binding regulatory GTPase GEM1. Gene Ontology annotation, molecular function: calcium ion binding; GTP binding; GTPase activity. The record is from RefSeq and is a predicted model, not a curated record. The transcript has a single exon. Gene Ontology annotation, biological process: regulation of mitochondrion organization; small GTPase-mediated signal transduction; mitochondrion organization. NCBI's taxonomy places the organism in Eukaryota, Fungi, Ascomycota, Saccharomycetes, Saccharomycetales, Saccharomycetaceae. The coding region runs from base 1 to 1986 and encodes 661 amino acids. Gene Ontology annotation, cellular component: mitochondrial outer membrane.